AUAUAUACCUAUCUUUUUUCAUUCUCCUAAAUUUGCCCUAAAACAUUUUCAUCAGCCGCAACGCAACACCAUGUUUUCUCAUCUCAUCUCUACCAAACACUCUUCUUCACUUUCUCUACUAAACACAAACGCCUCUAGGUUUUCUCUUCUAUUCAAUUGACUUUCAUUCUUCUUACGUGGCGGCGGCUCAAUCACCUAAAUUCAUGGGAUCUGAGGGUCUUGGUAGACCCUCACACUCUAAUUCAAUUCACUUCUCUAACUCCUCUUCUCUAAUCCAAAAUGAUGUUGCAAAUAUGAAAACGUCUGCCGAGUUUUCCUCCUGCAAUGAAUUUCUUAAGACUCAACCAUUUAAGAGUUCCAAUCAGUUCCCUCAUCUCAAGGGUGAAGAUUUGUCAAAAAAUAAGCUCAGCGGUGAUGGAAAAAGUUGUGCUCUAAUUACUUCCACAAUGGAAGGUGUAUCAUUACAACGAAAAUCAGCAAAAUCUAACAGGACUAACACUUCAUGUUCAAAAAGGCCGCGGAUGCCCCAAUUAGAUGAUUAUACGAACCCUAAUGGAACUGAAGAGUUAAAGGAUAGUUUCGACAGGCUUGGAUCACAUAAUCUGAAGUGUUCUUCUCCAGAGAAAGGUCAAUUACCAAAGCAGAAGGUAAAUAAUAGCAAACGUGGUGAUAAGAAGAACUUUAAAGUCCCUUCUUCAAAGGCUAAAUUUGAGUCAUCCUCUAUGAAAAUGGCUACGACAAACUUCAAUUCUGCCAGUGGAGGGAACACCUUUUUUGGUUUUUAUGGUCUGAAACAUGAUUUUCAUGAUGUCACAAUGCUCAUGGAUGAGCCCCCGUUAGAUGAGCUCCUUAAGGGCACGUUUGACUCCCCUGCUAGAAGCAAAGAUAAAGGAAAGAAAGUAUCGAAUAACAAUGAAAGUUUUCUGAGUUCAGUUAGAAAGGCUUGCUCAAUCAUUCAGUUCCCCAAACCUGUUCAGUCUCAAAAUAUGGAGAUGGAUUACUCCUCCAACAAGAAAAUGUCCAUUAGCCAAUUUAGUCCAGUUUGUGCAUUAGAAAACGUUGCUAAUGAGGAUAAAGAACAGUCUAGCUCAACAGAUACGUCUUCAUGUCAGAAGGAUCCUUGUAGCGAAACAGAAUGUACUGCUAGUCCGCUUGACUUUCCAUUAUGUCAACCUACGGAUGUAUUAGACCGGAUCACACUACAUCCCUUCCGAGAUUUUGAGUCUUUGCUGAUUGAUGUCUCCAAACUUGCGAUUAGUACAAAGAAUAGUAAUGAUCUACGUUCAGGCAAGCAGGUAUCUCGUCGACCAAGCUUGCCAUCCUUCCCAUGGUCACAUGCUUUUGGCGGCAAUUGUAGAACUAGUUCUGACACGCCUAGGUUAUCAACAAGUAGAAGCACGUGCCAAGGUAAAUGGGCAAGGAUAGGUCUCAUUGCCAGUUCCACAGAUAUUGACCGCAGUUCGUUCACAAACUUCGAUUCAUUUAGUUAUGAUCAGAGCCUUGUUCCCUCAUCUGGAAAUUCAGAAAACAAAGCUUUUCAAUCUUUGUUAGCUAAUCUUCCUUUCCGUCGGUUGGAUUCUUCGUCUCCUGUAACAUGUUCUAAAGAUUUUCAGGUUAAUAAAGAAUUUGGAGGCCAGGCUGAUACUCAAGAAAAUGGUAUGAUGUUAUUGGAUGACCGUAGCCCAACAGUAUUAGCUGCUGCACAAACUCUCUGUGAAAUUAAAACUCAUCCACUUCGGCAGAGCUCAGAUGGAAUUUUAAGAUGGCAAAGGAAACCUUUACACAAGGCCAUGAAAACUUGCUAUUUUAAAUCGAAUGAGAAACUUGAAGACGCACCUUCAACGUCAGUUUCACUGGUCGGAUCGAAUAUGGUGGCUAGGAGUGUGGAGCAGAUAACGACCUCAAAGAAGCCAAGGCUGUCCACAGUCGAGAAUAAGAAUAUCGGUCACUCCAAUAAUGUAAAGAAAGGAGCCUGUCCGUGGCCUACAUCAAAAUCAGGUAGAUCAUUACCCCGUACACUAGUUAGGGACUCUGUUGUAGAAAACAAACGUACAAAUGUGAGCAUCACCAAGCAGCAACAUUGUACGAUGAUGCCCCCACCUUCAAGGGAUUUGGAUAAGGCUUAUGAUGGCCAACAUCAUGUUGGAAAAUUAGUAUUGAUGGAUUGGAAAAGGGGAAGGGACAAGUCAGAUUGAUCAACCAUUAUUGACUGUAGACUCAUUAGCAGCUAGGAGCUGUUGUGUGAUUAGCAAAUGUUUAGUAUAUUGAAAAGGCUGCUCUUUGUAUAUAUUUAUUGUUAUGUUGUGACCGCAAUGAAUUUGUUGCCAAUGUCUUGUCCAAGGGCAAACAUGAUUCAAAUGUUGUAACAUUAAAAGAUAAAGCACAGGUGUAUAAAACAGCAUAAUUCAUUGCUUAUUCUGUGAUUUUGUGGGCGCGUGUGUUAUGAACUGUAUCUGCUAUUGCCAGCUUAUAGGAAUAAGGCACAACGAUAGAAUACAUUUUUAGUGCAA
Molecule: messenger RNA, 2510 nt
Organism: Medicago truncatula (barrel medic)
Lineage: Eukaryota; Viridiplantae; Streptophyta; Magnoliopsida; Fabales; Fabaceae
Exons: 7
Coding region: 204-2195 (663 amino acids)
Source: RefSeq, a predicted model, not a curated record